AUGACUAAUCCCGAGUCUCAUUAUCCAUUCGUUCGUUGGCCAGUAAACUCGGCUUCUAAUUUGACUGGCAUCUAUAAUAAAAAUCAAGACGAUUGUCAGAUAUUUCAUCCACCGGCAGCAACAAACCUUCUGACAUAUUUUCAACAAAAAAAUCAAGCAUUCACUCCUUAUUCAACAGAUAAUCAUUUGAAAUUAUCAAAUGUUGCUGUAGCUGGAAUAUCAUCAUCAUCAUCGUGUUCAUCAUAUCCGAAACAGGUAUCAUCAUCAUCUCCGAUUCCAUUUCAACCAUAUCUUAUAACUCCAUAUCAUACACAAAAUACUCCACCUUAUUCAUCAUCAAUGUCGAAUUCAACAAAUCUAACUCAAAUAUCCACACCUCGUAAACGUAAACAACCAAUGAAUGAUUCAUCAUCAUUUUUAACACCUUCAAUACCAACGAAACGAUCAAAUCCUCUAACUAUGUUCUUUCCAAAAGUGACACCGUUCGACGGUUCAGUUGUGAUGUUUCUUAACAAUAGUAAAAUGACUCAAACUGAUCCUUCAUUCUCAAUUUAUACAUCUAGUCAGCAUCUUGAUAUUGAACAACAAAAAAUAACAGCUGAAAUUGAUGAAUUACGUCGAACAAAAUUAGAUACGCAACGUCAAUAUGAAUCAACAGUUGAAACAAUAAAACGUUGUCUUGUUAUGACACGUGCAUUACUUAUUGAAAAAUCUCAAUUAGAAAAAAAAGAAGCACGUGAAAAAUCCAUGGAAAAUCGUUUACGUCUUGGUCAAUUUGUUACACAACGACAAGGUACUUCAUUUGUUGAACAAUGGGUUGAUGGUUUUGAUUUUUUGGAUAAACAACGCGCACAAGAACAAUUAGCUCGAGCAAAAGAAAAUCUUGAUCGCGAACGAAAAAAUUUAACAAAGAAAAAAACAUUUUUACAACAACAAAUAAUGAUAGCAACCACAGUUGAUGAGACAACUACACUGCAUAGCUAUUCUAAUUCUAUAGAUUUUAACAAUCCAGUGUUUGUCCCACCAACGAAAUCUAAACGAACAAAUAAAGCAUCAGCUAUUAAAACACUCACUAGUCAACAAAAAUCUCAACCAAUUUCGUCCUCAUCACUUGCUGUAACAUUUAAUAAUAAUCCUUUGAUGGCCUCGCCAUCAUUCAUAGGACAUCAACAAAUUCAAACAUUUUCUGAUAAUUCAAACGAUGGUCAUUAUCUAUAUUCUGGUGAUAAUAAUCCACCUAUUGAUAGUGGAAAUUCAUCAUCAUCAUCAUCGUCUCUCAUUUCAAAUUCAUCAUCGCCUAUAAUGACAUUACAAGAUUGGUAUGAAUAUGAUGAAGUACUUCGUCUUCGACAAUUAACACUCAAACGUGAAGAAUGCGACUUAGCACAAGAUUUAGAAAAACUUGAUCGCGAAAGAAACGUUCAUAUAAGAGAAUUAAAACGUUUAUAUAAUGAAGAUCAUUCAAGAUUCAAUAAAAAUAAUAUACUUCAUGAACGAUACUUAUUAUUAACAUUGAUUGGUAAAGGUGGUUUCAGUGAAGUACAUCGUGCUUUUGACUUACGUGAACAACGUUAUGUUGCAUGUAAAAUUCAUCAGUUAAAUAAAGAAUGGAAAGAUGAAAAAAAAGUGAAUUAUAUUAAACAUGCUGUUAGAGAAUAUAAUAUACAUAAACAUUUAGAACAUAAACGUAUUGUUAAAUUAUUUGAUGUAUUUGAAAUCGAUACAAAUUCAUUUUGUACAGUCUUGGAAUACUGUGAUGGAAAUGAUUUAGAUUUUUUUCUUAAACAAAACAAAACGAUUCCAGAAAAAGAAGCACGUUCAAUCAUAAUGCAAACAAUAAAUGCAUUGAAAUAUCUCAAUUCAGAAAUAAAACCGCCUGUGAUUCAUUAUGAUUUAAAACCAGGUAAUGUUCUCUUGGGAAGAGGAAAUAAUAGUGGUGAAAUCAAAAUAACUGAUUUCGGUUUAUCGAAACAAAUGCAUGAGGAUGCAUUUGAUGCUGAUGAUGGAAUGGAUCUUACAUCUCAAGGUGCUGGUACUUAUUGGUAUCUACCACCGGAAGUAUUUGUUCAAGGUCCUAAUCCUCCUAAGAUUUCAUCUAAGGUUGAUGUUUGGAGUAUUGGCUGUAUUUUCUAUCAAUGUCUAUAUGGUCGAAAGCCAUACGGUCAUAAUUUAUCUCAAGCAGCUAUAUUAGAAAAUCAAACAAUUUUAAAUGCCAAAGAAAUUCAAUUUCCUAAUCGACCGCAAGUAUCCAACGAAGCGAAAUCUUUCAUUCGUCGAUGUUUAACUUAUCAAGUCCGUGAUCGUCCCGAUGUUUUACAAUUGAGUGAAGAUGAAUAUUUGAAAUCUAAUCCAAAACGUACAACAGCUACAACUUCUUCGCAACUUUUUUGUCCCAAAUAA
Rotaria socialis is the source of this 2400-nucleotide messenger RNA. Lineage: Eukaryota; Metazoa; Rotifera; Eurotatoria; Philodinida; Philodinidae. The record is from the annotation of a GenBank genome assembly.